CAAUUUCUUUUUCUUUCUUAUUCAACUGAGGAUUUUAUAUUCGAAUGGAGUUGCCUGAAAUUCAUUUAAAAAUCGUUUUUUACCAACUAACUUGGUGGGAGUUGUUGAGCGCGACCUCUCUGUUCGGCAAUCCAACUUAUCUUCAACUAUUUUAUCACCCAGACUUGUGUCUAAUUUUUGUUUAUGUCGCUUAGCUUCCUCAUCAAAGGACCCUAAAGACAUCCUGCAAUAAUCGUUUGACCCUUCGUGCACGUGAACUGCCGUAAAAAUUAUGACUUCUUGGAAUAAGUCAAAGUUCCAAGUUCCAUUGUUAUUGUGAUGGUAUACUACCUGAACGCCUUUUCGAGAAAUCAUGUAACAUGAAACUAUCUUAUCGUUUUGUUGAGAUGCAGUAGAGAAAGACGGAGAAAAAAAGAGCUAACUAGUCACAUACUCACAUCGACAAGGAUGACGUUCGAACUCCAAGCUAGCAUUUUGCGCUGCAGUCGUCAAAUAUUAACACCGAAUUUACCGCUACUAUAUCCAUGUGAAAACCGGUAAAAAUCAACACUCUUUCUUGCUUUUUGUAAUUACAUUCCUUAAAAUUGAAACGCAAUGCGGUGGAAAUCAUACAUUGUCUUUCUUAUAAUUCUCAUCAUUGUGGCUGAAACUUCAAGUAUAAUUCAACAUCCCGCAACACAAACAAAAAAGACCCACUACUGUGAUGUAUGGGAUUCACAGAGUAAUAGAUUUAAUUUUAGUCUAUUGGCAAAUAAUACUCAUGAUUAUAAAAUUCAACAUGACAGAGGCACUUAUCUCAGAAUCCAAAUGUGUAAUCAAUUGGUCAAAAGGUGUAAAGGAGAAGAGGGAUAUUCAAUUUGCUUAAGCAGAAAAUCGCAAGAAAUUGGCAUAGGUAGAGAACCUCCAGAAGUUGUACAUGAAUAUGGCAGCAUUAUUUUUAAAUAUACUGGUGAAGAAUGUAGAAAUGGUGCUCCUUAUACUGCAAAAAUAAAAAUGAUCUGCGACUAUAAAGAAGAUCAGAUAGAAUUAUUUCCUGCAGAGCAGGAAGGGUGUAAUUUUAUCAUGGAAUGGAGAACACAUGCAGCUUGUUCAAGUAGAAUAGAAUUGAAUUGCACAUAUACUGAUAAAUUUAAUUAUUAUGAUCUUAGUCAUUUGAAAAAUUUGUCUGAUAAUUAUGAGGUGCAAAUAGAUGAUAGGUACACAAUUAUUUUAAAUGUAUGCCACAGCAUUUUAUAUGGACCAAACUUAUGCAUAUCCAAUAGUGCUGCCUGUUUAAUUGAUAAUAAAAAUCAAAAGUUUAAAUCUCUAGGAAAACCAGUAGAAAAUCCUAAAUAUAAUGAAAACAAAACCUUAACUCUGAAAUACUUUGGAGGAAGUAUAUGUCCUACAGGAUCUGACAUGGAAACAACAAUAUACUUUAUAUGUGACAUGAAUGCUGUUGGGUCAACACCUACUUACGUGAAUGGUUUAAACAAGUGCAAUUUUGAAUUAUCAUGGAAAACUCCAGCUGCAUGUUCUAUAGAAGUUUUACAAAAUCAGAGCAUAGUGGCCAAAAAUAAUGAUUGUAUCAUUAAAAAUCCCAUAAAUCAUGAAAUUUACAAUCUAACUUCAUUAAUGAAUCAUGACUACACUAUUGAACCUUUUGGGAUUAAUACAUUUUAUAAAUUUAGUAUAUGUGGACCAAUCAAAGAGACAAACUGUUUAAGAGGCACAGGUGCUUGUAGAAUUCAUUCUAGUCAAUCAGGGGGAAUGGCAAAUUCAAAACUAUUGUGGAAAGAUACUGGAGUGUACUUGAAUUAUACUGAUGGCAGUGAAUGUCCUUAUGAUAAGAGUAAAAGAUAUACAAUUAUUGAAUUUUAUUGCGGUGAUCAAUUUGAUAUUGAAGUUGACAUGGCAGGAGCCUGCAUUGAUGUAAUAAAAAUAAGUACACAACUAGUUUGCGAAAAAAAGUCAAGAGCUUGUGCUACCUACAAUCGUGAGAUGAAUUUUCGCCAAUUGAUACGUAGAAUCCAAAAUGAAGAAAUACAUACAAAUGAUAGUAUAUUCUACAUAAACGUUUGUAAAGCAAUAUUACCUGUGUCGAUCGAAAAUAUCAAGUGCCAAGAUGGAGCUGGUAUUUGCAAAUUAGAGCUUAUUCAUGGAAAACCAUCAAAAUCCAUUAAUUUAGGAUACCCUGAUCCAUUCCCGAUACUUACUAGCAGUUACAGUGCUGUCCUAUUAUACAGCAAUGGUUCAAUUUGCGAAAGAAAUCAAAGUAAAAGAAUUAAUUCUAGAAUUUCUUUUCUAUGCGAUGUCAACAGUAACGAGGGCUCUCCUAUUUUUAUAAAAUAUGAGGACUGCACUUACAAUUUUGAAUGGAAGACCAGUAUUGUGUGUGGAAAAAAAGUAGAUGGGCAAUACAAUAACAACUGUACGAUUUCCAACAAUCAUGGCGAUAUUAGAUCUUUACUUCCAUUGAUAACUGCAUUUGAUAAUCAAAUAAUUGAAGUAGAAAAUUCUAAAAAAGAUAAUAAAUAUUCAAUAGACUUAUGUGGGAAUAAAAGUAAAUGCAAUGGUAGCUUCAUAUGUGAUAACAAUAAAAACUACGGAACUCAAGUUAAUGUCGAUUUUAACUAUUUGAAUAAUAUAAUUCGCUUUACUUUUACUAAUGGAAGUUACUGUGAUCAUUUUGGUUAUUUUUAUCGGUCAACAAUAACUAUCGUCUGUGACAAAUCAUCAAUUUCUAAAAUACCUCAAAUUAUAUAUGAAGAGCCAUGCUACGUUGAAUUUGAGUGGCACACUGACAAAAUUUGUAAAUAUAUAAAAGAUUAUUCUGUAAAAUCAAGUAAACCCAUUACGACAAUAAGCAUCGUAGCCCCUAGCAAAACGACCACGAUCAGCGGUAAUUUUGUGGCUACAAUUGUGAGUUUAAUACUGAUCUUUUUGGGCGUAUGUUUUUACUUCAAAGAUGCUUCUCGACGAGCUCAAUUUGUGGAAUUAUUGUCAAACUCCACCUCAAGACAUUGUGAUCGUGUGAGAUAUUCCGUGGUCACAACCAUGGAAGAAGAACAUCUUUUAAACGAUUCCGAUAUAUCUGAUGUCGAGUCGAAUAUCAAUGACGAUAAUGAUGUCGAUGACGAUUUUAAGGUUUAAGUUAUUGGAAAAGUUGUAUGAUCUCUACAUCAAACGGGACAAUUGGAUUGCGAUCGAAUUGCACUUACUAUUAAGAGCAAAUUAAUAAUUAAAACAUUUUCACUUAGUGAUAUUAACAUACCAAAGAUAUUGUAGAUCGUAAAACGGUAAGGUGUACCUACACGAGCGUGUUCUUUGAGAUUUAUAUUUGUUUCCUAUAAAUAUUUGACAAACAAAUGAAAUAUAUUUUUAUAAAAUGUAAUAUGACAAUGAUGUAAGGUGUUUCAUUUCCAUUGACUUCCUGCAGCACUGAAGAAAGUAAUUGUAUCAAUACUUGACAUUUUUUCGUAUAUUUUUUUGAACGAUGAAGUGGUCAACUAUGAAACUAAAAGCGUCAUUCUAUCAACGAUUUUAGCGCUUUUUGACAGUUGUUAAGGGAAGUAUAUCUUUUUUAAAGCAAAAAAUAACAAAAUUUAUCGAGUGGACAAAGUUUUAACGUAUCAUGAAUUAGUUAAAUUUUCGGCAUAGGUUUUGUCGGUAUAGCUGUGAAGCCAAAUCAACUGAAACAUUUAAUUUUUUGAGGAAAAAGGUACUGUUUUUUUUUUUUAUUUCGCGACUGGGUUUUAAUUAAAGCACAUUUUGGAUAUUCACGAGAUAUUUGGCCGCACGAGCAUCGAACUUUCAAGUAAAUAUUUAAUUGGGCUUGUUCCUUCAAGCGUAUGCAAUCGGCAACUUACCGAUAGGAAAGAAAUACGAUCAGUGGUUCAAUCCGACUGAAAAUGUCAGCUGUGCGUGCCGACAAGGAAUCUGCACAGUGAUUAUGCAUCAUAAAACAAGUAUCAUCGUUUAAUAUCGUGUAUCGAGGUUCGACAACACGCUGACGAGUAUACUGACGACUGACGAGUGGCGGCCGGCUGUCGUGCACACAUACCUAUACUCAAAUCCAUCCGUACCUUACACAUAUACAGAUAUAAUUUAUAUGUGGGAGCCUGGCGAUGUGCGUGCAGUGCAUCGCAACUGCCACGAAUAGGAGUCUCGAGCCCUCGACGCUGCGAUUUGUCCAAAGUUGUAUAAAGUCGGAGUAGGAAGUUGGCGCGACUUUCGAAAAAAGAGGCUUUUUUACUAUGUGAUAAUGCAUUUCAUCGGACGCAUAUAUACAUACAAAUUAAGUCACACCAAAAAUAAUAAUCUUAAGAAUGACGGUAUCAUUGAGAAUGUGUUUGUAUAAUACAAGCCACCUUUUUUUUCGAUGAUCGCUUAAAUAACCAAUAUAUUGCAGUUAAACAAAACUGAAAAGCGUAUCUGGCAAUGCAUUUAACUAUUUUGAUCCGUGCGGGUAAAUUAUUAGAUCGAGAUGCAUUGAAAAAGAGCGGGCAGUUGAUCCGGUAAGUUGACAACGAGCCUAUACUAGCUGUUAUUCGUCGAUGGCUCUCGACUCCCUUCUCCUAUGCCAGACUCGAGCGCGUAG
Trichogramma pretiosum is the source of this 4579-nucleotide messenger RNA. It is a transcript of the gene Lerp, whose product is annotated as cation-independent mannose-6-phosphate receptor-like. The record is from RefSeq and is a predicted model, not a curated record. NCBI's taxonomy places the organism in Eukaryota, Metazoa, Arthropoda, Insecta, Hymenoptera, Trichogrammatidae. Gene Ontology annotation, biological process: lysosomal transport. Gene Ontology annotation, molecular function: D-mannose binding; signaling receptor activity. The transcript is spliced from 16 exons. Gene Ontology annotation, cellular component: trans-Golgi network. The coding region runs from base 595 to 3132 and encodes 845 amino acids.